Messenger RNA from Pieris rapae (cabbage white), 3835 nucleotides. RefSeq lists its product as uncharacterized. NCBI's taxonomy places the organism in Eukaryota, Metazoa, Arthropoda, Insecta, Lepidoptera, Pieridae. Gene Ontology annotation, cellular component: plasma membrane. The coding region runs from base 215 to 2662 and encodes 815 amino acids. The transcript is spliced from 15 exons. The record is from RefSeq and is a predicted model, not a curated record. Gene Ontology annotation, biological process: phosphatidylserine exposure on apoptotic cell surface; engulfment of apoptotic cell; apoptotic process involved in development.
AACUUUGUUGUAAUUUUGUAACUUAACCAAAAUAUUUAUCAAUAAAAUGUGAUAUCUUAAUGUGUUAUAUAAUUUCAAAGCUUUAGUGUAAAUAUAUUAUGUGUUUUAAUAUUUAUUAGAAAGUGAAUUUUGUGAACGCUCUUAGGAACAAAAUAAUGGAAUUCCAUUGCUAAAAAUGCGGUUACAUUUGAAACAAGGGACGUAGAAGAAUGCUAUGAUGGCGGAAUUUCUGCCCCUUUGCGAUGUUCUGUUUAACGUGAUAUCGUUGGCCGGUUACUUUUGCGAUGUAGUAUUCGAUCUUGUCAUGGGCUACGCUCUCUUAGAGCGGGGGUAUAAGGGCACCUUUGCUGCUACGUUGUCAAUAGUUAUCACAUCACUAUUGAUAUCACAGGUGCUAUCAAUUCGCUGGUACCUCCACAUGUGGUGGGCAAGCGAGGGUCGUAAGGGCCGCCCGCCCUGGCUGCCUAUAUUGUUGCAUUGUCUGCAAGUGGGAGUCCUUUGGAGGUACGCGAGGUUGUUGGUUCCAGUUGAGCUUAGGCGAGUGAAACAUCAAGUACGGGAUUUAUGCAUGCUACGUUUAGUACAUGCGUUCUGUGAAGCAGCGCCAAUGUUACUCUUGCAACUGCACAUUCUACUGAAGGAAGCUCACCUUGAACCAAUCUCCACGGAAUUGGGGGUCACACCUGAACCUAAUAUUGAUGAACCAGCUGCGAAUAAAGCCUUUGCCGAACUGAAUGUGAUAUCGGCUAGUUUGUCAUUAUUCUCCGUGUGCUGGGCGUUAGCGAGUUUCAGUAAAAAUGUCCGGAUGCAGAAUGUUCAUCGCUUGGUGCUCACUUGGCUUGGUGUUAUAUUUCAAUUCCUGUGGCGGCUCGGGACCAUAUCGGCGCGCGUUUGUUCCCUCACCGUAUACGCUCUAGUCUAUGAAUACUGGGUUUUCUUAGUUAUAGGUCUGCAUUGGGUGUCGAUGUUUCUUUGGCUGAUUUCCCCGAAGAAUGUGUUCCACGGUGAGAGAAUCAGCCGUCCAAGGAAGGCGUAUCUCUCGGCUCUCAUCGCUUUUGUCUAUGUCUUUGCGUACAUCAACCUGCAGGAUACAAAUCAUAGACAAAAAAUGGUGAUAUUCUACUGCGUGAUGAGCAUAGAGAACUGCAUACUGAUCACCGCCUGGUGGUGGUCCGGGGCCCGGGUGGGUCCGCCCCCUUCCAGGCUGGCUCCUGCGACAGCCGCUGCCUUCUUGGCUGGACUGGGCUGUAUGCUGCUAUAUUACAGGUAUUUUCACGUGAGGCGACUUGGCUACAUGUUGGGAGACCAACAAGGCACAAACAGUACUAACGCCUCUUCUAAUAAUAAGAACGGCAAAUCAUGUCAAAAUGACCACACCGUCAUACCAGGGGUGUUUAAUUGUAGAUUCACUAAUCCAGUUAACAGCAGUGCAGCAAAUGGGCGGAAGAAGAAAAAGCCGACGUCCUUCGUGCCCCCUCCCGCGGCCCCCGCCCCCGCUGCCUUCUGGCGGAGACCUUUGCCUGCGGCUCAUAAUCAUCAUGUAAGGGUUCAAACGGCAUGGCUCGGCGGCUCAUCCGAAAACGAAGGCUCCAGCGUCGGCUCCCGCGUCAACAUCCAACAGAAACUACAAGAGAAGAAGCAAAAACAACUCGCGGAACUGCGAGUAAUUGAAGAAGAGAUAAAACAGGGGAAAUUGGCGAAAACGACUCCAGUAGCCGUCGAAGAGAUUUACAGCAGUCUGCAGAGGCAGCCGAUACCCAGGGCCAAAACACACGCGGAACCAGCCUGGCCGAGCAUAGAAGUCACCCACUCUUACCAAAACUACCCCAUCCCGAACUACCCGACUUACACGGAAAUAAACACGGACGCAGAGAAACGCCCGUUUCAAGACAGAACAUUCUACGAAAAUCCAGCAAAUCUGAGGGACGGCCAAAUAAACCGGAUGUACGAGGCGAAUAGAAUUAACAGUCCGCGGUUCACGGAUGUCACCUACGACUCGGCCACAGAUAAAAGGCAGUACACGGAGGACAGACAGGAGUACGACCAGUUCAAAUACGAGGACAAUGUGCAGGGUAACCCCGAGAAUUUGAGGGUGUAUGAGUGCCAGUUUAACUGUGUCUACCCGUACUCAGGCGUGCAAGGAAAGAAAAUCGAGCAGAUUAGGAAAAUGCAAAGAUGUAGGACUCCGGAAAUAUUACUCGCGCCGCAUUAUUUGGAGGGGUGCAAUAGACAAGUCUGCUGUCAUUGGCCCAGUACUUCUGGAAGAAAGAAAGAAGAUGGCGGUAGUAGUGCGGAACAAUCCAGUCCGGAGAAUGCGCGUGAGACGCCCAGACCGCCCAGUGAUAUCGAUAGUCAGAUAUCUCUGCCUCGCUCGUAUACGUUACCUCGUGAGUUCCGCUACUGGAGAAGGCGGCCGAGGUUAAGGGACGCUCAUCUUCCCAGCAAUAAUAGUAGUGAUGGUGACGUCGACAGCGGAGACAAUGAAAGCGAUCAUCGCUCAAAUUGUUCAGCUAGUCAGCUUCAUCCACAAACGUACGGAGAAUUCUACCGACCCCCUGACAUGAUCCCACGGGAAGAGAGAUACGACGGCGUUUAUGGGGCAUGUGAUCGGCGGCCCAGACGAGCCAGGAAGCCUGGGCCUAAACCGGAAACUAAGUUAUAGAAUUCUAUCAUCUUUGGUCCAUUGACAAGACUGAACGACUCAUAGAUAUGGAGUUAACAUAGCUGUCAGUUUGACACUUGCCAUUUCUCACUGACACAGCUUAUGAGCGUAGCGUAGAAUCGCUAGUUUUUUUGUUAUUCAAGGUUAUCUUAAUUGUUUAUAACAAAACUUUGAUUUCUUUAUAAAUAUUACGUCAAAUAUUUUCUUGUAAUGAAUAAGUGUAUCAUAUAAGAACGAUUCUCACAAAUAUUAUCCUUAAACAAUUGCUUUACUAAUUUAUUGCUUAGAAAACCUCAUUAACGAUUAUUAUAAGAUACAAAUGUUACACUUUGCACUAGAGGGCUUGUUCGCUGACACCACUCUAGACGAUUUUAAUUAAAUUCUUUAAAAAAUAAAAGUGUCAUUUUGAACUGAUGGCACUUUCCAGAUUCCUUAGGUCUUAAAACAUUUUUUCGGUUAUGUGACUGAUUCAAACGAUGAUACGCCUCCAAUAAAACAGAGCGCUCGAGUGCAAAGUUAAAUCAAGUCAACUAUUUUUGCUCAAAUUUUACUUUUUAAGUGACAAAUAUCAAUUAUUUUCAAAAACUUUAAAAUUACCUUUGUACAAUAUCACGAUUUCUUUAACGUCAUAUUAAUUGUAUAUCUAACUAUUUAUUAGUUUAUCUGACACUGUGAACUAUAAUAAAAAAUCCGUCCAAUCAGUACUUAUUAACCGUUGACCAUAUUAUAUAAAGUUUAGUUUUAUUGUAAAGAUGAUAUAUUUAGUCCCAAAGCUUUUGCAUGGGAACCAGGGUAGGAUUUAGAGGGAGACUUCAGGACAACAAAGGAGUGGACCUUUGGUCCCAAAAUAUUUCAUAAAAUGUAGAUUUUUUUCAGUCGAGUUUUUCAAUUAAUAAUAAUUUACUGCAGUAUGUAGAUGCGUUUAGUAUUUAACAAACAUUAAAAUAUAUCAAAAUGUUUACUCGUCUGAAUUUAAUAUAUUUUUUACAAAGUCUAUUGUGUGGGCCCCAGGGCUAUAACCCGUUGCCCCUCCCUAAAUAUGGAAAAAAAUCUCAGUCCAUAUAACUUGGCAGACAAAGUACUCCAUUCUCCACUCCACUUUAUUUAUUUGGUGUAGCCUAAUUGUACAAAACGUAUGUAAAUAUUCAUGAAAUAAAAGCCUCUUCAAUGUUU